UACGACACGCUCUACACCGGGGGCUAUAGAUUGGCGCCACCGAAAGUCACGCACGCGUCCUAUAUUAUCCGAGCACACCGAAAUAUAUGUAUUAUCGUCGUCAUCGUCUCGUUAUAUUACCACAGUCGUUGCAGACGCAACAGGCACUCUGAGUGCUGAAGCACUACUAUUGCCCACGGCCCCGAGGAAUUCGAGAGCGACGUGCAAAGCAACAGAACCCACGGUGGCAGCGACUACGGUCAAAUCGGUCAUGAUGGCGGCGGCGAUCGCCACGAACCACACGGGUGUCGGCGACAUGUCGGACGACAAUGUUUACGAACCGUACUCCAACCGGCCGGAGACGUACAUCGUUCCGGUGGUGUUCGCCAUGAUAUUCGUAGUGGGCGUACUGGGCAACGGCACGCUGGUGUUGGUGUUCAUCAGGCACCGGAGCAUGCGCAGCGUGCCCAACACGUACAUACUGAGCCUGGCACUGGGCGACCUGCUGGUCAUCAUCACGUGCGUGCCGUUCACGUCCACCGUGUACACGGUCGAGUCGUGGCCAUAUGGCGAGCUCAUAUGCAAGCUCAGUGAGGCCACCAAGGACGUGUCCAUCGGUGUGUCCGUGUUCACGCUGACCGCGCUCAGCGCCGAGAGGUACUGCGCCAUUGUGAACCCCAUCCGACGGCACGUGUCAUCAAAACCGUUCACAUUGAUGACGGCCAUAGCCAUAUGGAUAUUGGCCAUGGUUCUGGCCACGCCGUCUGCCACGUUCUCGCACCUGGCCACCGAGCCGAUACCCAAUACGAACCUGACCAUCGAGUACUGUUACCCGUUUCCGAUGGAGCUGGGCAGCGGUUACGCACGCGGCAUGGUCAUGUUCAAGCUGCUCACGUACUACGUGGUGCCGCUGUGCGUGAUCGGGUGCUUCUAUCUGCUGAUGGCCCACCACUUGAUGGUGUCCACGCGCAACAUGCCCGGGGAGCUGCAGCACGCCGGUCAGUCGGGCCAAAUCCGGGCCCGGAAGAAGGUGGCCAAGAUGGUUCUGUCGUUCGUCGUCAUAUUCAUGAUCAGCUUCCUGCCGUACCACGUGUUCAUGGUGUGGUUCCACUUCAACCCGUACUCGCACGACGAGUACGACGACUACUGGCACGCGUUCCGCAUCGUCGGAUUCUGUCUGAGCUUCAUCAACUCCUGCGUGAACCCUGUGGCGUUAUACUUCAUCAGUGGCGUGUUCCGCAAACACUUCAACCGGUACCUGUUCUGCUGCUGCCCGUUCGCCCGGUCUGGCCCGGCCACCGUCGAGUCCACCAUCCAGGACAUCAACCUGACGCACGUCAACAGCACGUCGUGCCGGCGACUCAACUCGGUCAUCACCAGCCACACGCUCGGCCACGCUACCUGACGGGCGGCCUGCGGCGGAAGGCCCAACGCCAACGGCUGCAAACGCCCCGAGGACUUCAACGUCGUCUGAUAACGAUAACAAUAUUAUAUUAUAACGCUGAUGACGAGGGCGGUGACGGCGAUCGCGUGAUAUACCUAGGUUACGUCAAACGAAUAUUAUAUUUUGUAUUGGUAACGUUAGCGAUACUGUCACAGAUCUUGGUAUAAUAUUAUAAUAACACCCACGGGUGACGACGAGUCGAGACUCGGGCGCACCCCAUCGUUUGUAUACAGUAUAAUAUUAUGAUGGGUGGUGUAACACGCUGUGGGGUGACUGGCGAUAGAUUUCUUUCCGUUCGGAGGACGCGUGUCAUCGGUUACCGUACUUACCACAAACGAACACGCACGGUACUUCGAAUGUCGGUCCAUACCACUAUACUGUUAUACCCGCGGCGUAAAUACUGUAAAUGUGAGGGGGCACCUAUAAUAUUGUUUUGUAUCCGACCGCUAUUUUUUUUUUAUGAAAUUUGUGUUAUUAUAAUUCAUAAAAAUAUGUAUUUGUGUACGUACGUUUCCGUAAUGCGUCUACGUAAUGUCGUGGAUCGUGCACAGAGGUCACGGGUCAAUCGCAGCGUCUUUUUAUCAAACACAUUAUCCCCCCCCCCCUCUCCCAAAGUGCACCGUCUGUUUUUAUAAUAAUAAUAAUAUUAUGAUCUGUGAUAUUAUCGAAAUUCGUUAUAGUAGUUGUAUCAGUGCAGCGGCUAUACGACGACACGCCCUCGCCAUCACCGUGCUAUAUUACGAGCAUUAAUAGUAUUAUACAAAAACGAUUUAUUUUUCAAUGUUGGUCUUCAUCCGCAUCUCUUUUUCUCUUCGUUUCGCCUGCACAACUUUCUUCCCGAACUCGGCGACACGAGUAAUGUCGGCACAUUACCGCCACUGCCCGCAACGACUUCCUCGUAAAUUGUUCCUCCGAAUCCAUAUUACCGCUAUAUAUAUAAUCCAUGUAUAUAUAUAUAUUAUAUACGAUAUAGAUGUAUUCGCAGUAGGUGUAAGUACUGACGACGGCUUUAAGAUAAAUUGUCUCGUUCGACAAGUUUCCAGCUAUACGAGUCCUGUUACGGCUGCGAGCGUCGUCUCACAAUAUACGUGGCCUCGUACGUGGCCGUAUAAAAUACGAUAAUAUGAUAUUAUUAUUAUUUUAUAGUAGUGAUAUCAGUUGUAGUUGGAAAAGUAUUUCGAUUCGAGGCUCAGGUUUUUUAUUAUAUUAUAUCAAAAUCAGCUUAUACUUUGUACUGUUACUCGACUUCAAUUUUUUUUUAUCCGCACAUGGUCUUACUUAUGUAGUUUUGCUUUUACAAAUAUUGUAUUACGUCCCUACUUAAUCUUAUAGGUAUACCAUACCGCACACACUUCACGUCCAGAAUGGUUUCUUUCAGGACGAUCAAUGUUACAUACAAUUUAAAAACCUACUCGAGAUGACGCGUCUUAGAGGCGGGAUUGAACUAAACAUUGGCUGCCCAAGUAAUACUAAUACAUAUAUUGAAAUACUAAUAUCGAUUUUCACUUCGGAAAUUACUUCAACCACAUGAAUCAAAAUAUUAUUAUGAUCUUAAAUGUAGGUUAUGUUAUAAUUUACAUGAUAUAUAAAUAAUCAUAUCUUUAAUUAAACCCACCUCAUUCAUCAAAUCUUCAAAAGUUUAUUCGUUUAGUAGGUAAGUAGAAAAAUCAAAAUUGAUAUCACAAAAUAUAAAUGUUACAUAAAAAUAAGUCCAGGGAAAUUAUGAAAUUAUGUCCUGAGUUAAAUAUUAUAAGAAAUUAGUAAUUUCUAGAAUUAAUGUUGAUUAUCAAAUACUAGCGUCUGACAACCAAUUCUAUAAAUUCUAACAUGAAACCAGCAAAGAGCCACAGGUGGUGAAUUAUUGCCACCUUAAAACGCCCAUGUCGUAUAACUGUAUAUUUUGAUGCUGGAACUUUCAUAUUAUGCGUAACACUAUAACGGAGAAAUUCAAAAAUAUACAACAUUUAAAAAUUUACACAACUUAUCAACUUUCAGUAUUUAACAGUUGUGCAAAAUAAUGAUUUUAUAAAUUUUGUCAGGUAAUUUAUAAUUUUGUAUUUAAACACUUUUGUUCAAGAACUAAUUGUCACAGUAUUUUAUAUCUAUACACACAUUGUGCAAUAUAAAUUGCAUAAAGGUUUGAUCGGCUUAAAAAAUAAUUCAUGUCAAACAAAUCUGCAGUAAUAACUGGUUGCAUAUACUUAGUGAUAAUACCAAUAGUAGUAAUAAAAGCUAUACAUUUUUAAUUUUAGCAUAGGUAAGCUAUUUCGUAAGAUAUAUGAUAUUUAUUUACCUUGUUAUAUUUAAAAUUAAAUAAUUAUAGAAGCAGGCGUAGACUGGCCGGGAUGCUACAGUAUCUCUUGCCCUAAAAUAUAUUUGCCUAAUAUUAUUUAUUAUAUAUUUAAAGACUCUAGACACCUAAUGAACAGCAGAUUGUUGUUAUCAACUUACAAUUACUAGUAAUCUAUAGUAUUGUACAACUUUGAUUGAAAGUUGGUUGUAACUUGGUACUUAUUUACGUUUUUAACGUAUAUUCAAUAUUUUUUUAAAACAAAAUAAAAAUAUAUUAAUAUUUUAUAAAUAAUCUACAUGUAUUAAAUUCGCCCUAACAAUUUUUGUUAUUUGCCCUUUAAAUUGAGUAGUAUUCCGUGCCCUAUUUCACCAGUCCGCGCCUGUAUAAUAAAUUAUACAUAUUGUAAUAUAUUUAAAUAUAAUAAUGUACGUAAGUAUUACGUAUAUAUUUUUAUUAUUAUUAAUUAUUUUAGAUAAAUACAUUCAGCAUUUACUACACCCAAAAUAAAAGAUCUAUUAUAUUUUAUUGUUACAAGUUAUAAAUUGUAAUACAAAUGACUCCAUGGAUGUUUACCACGUCAUAUUUCAUAUAAAAUCAAUGUUGUUGUUCUUAGUUGUCGCGUCUUAAUUUUAAAAAAAAUAUGAUGAUAAUGAUAACAAAACAAAAUGGGAUAUUUUAAUGGUUAUUUAAAAUCAAUUAUGUAAUAGAUAUAAUGCACUACUGUCGUAAUGCUAUUAUUUCAUAUAAAAAAUAUAACGAUUGUGUUGCAAACACUACUGGUUGCAAUUUUUUAGAAAUGAAAAGUAUAUACUAUUUAGAUUUAUGAGUUUUUAUUAUCAUUUUACUGUUAACUUAAUGUUAUGAUUCAUUAAUUUUGAAUUAUAUAACUCAUUAUUAUUAAAAAAUAACAGAUAGUUAAUCAUUAAACAAAAGAAAAAAAUUAAAAACAACUGGAUUUAAAUUAAAUUAAAUUAAUUUUAUUUUAUAUAGUAUAAUAUACUUCCAUGGAAAAUACAAUUUAGUACCUAUAAAAUGUAUUACCUCCACGAACAAAAAAAUG
Metopolophium dirhodum (rose-grain aphid) is the source of this 4776-nucleotide messenger RNA. Its product is annotated as neuropeptide CCHamide-2 receptor-like. Gene Ontology annotation, molecular function: G protein-coupled peptide receptor activity. The record is from RefSeq and is a predicted model, not a curated record. Gene Ontology annotation, cellular component: membrane. Lineage: Eukaryota; Metazoa; Arthropoda; Insecta; Hemiptera; Aphididae. Gene Ontology annotation, biological process: G protein-coupled receptor signaling pathway. The transcript is spliced from 3 exons. Bases 251 to 1384 code for a protein of 377 amino acids.